Messenger RNA from Prosopis cineraria, 6336 nucleotides. RefSeq names its product disease resistance protein RUN1-like. Bases 70 to 4557 code for a protein of 1495 amino acids. Gene Ontology annotation, molecular function: ADP binding; ATP hydrolysis activity. NCBI's taxonomy places the organism in Eukaryota, Viridiplantae, Streptophyta, Magnoliopsida, Fabales, Fabaceae. Gene Ontology annotation, biological process: defense response; signal transduction. The record is from RefSeq and is a predicted model, not a curated record. The transcript is spliced from 11 exons.
UACGGGAAAAUAAAAGCAUAGUUGGACCAGGCCUUGCUCUGCUCAUGUCUCUCUCUCUUGAAGUCAACCAUGUCUUGCUUUGCUUCUUCAUCCUCCACUGUCGCAUCGGAUUUGGUUUACGAUGUCUUCUUAACUGUGAGUGAUCCCGAUCAUCCUGCAAAAGCUGAAUUAAGAAACUAUUUCAGGGAUCUUCAAAUCAAAACUUUGAUUGAUGAUCAGAAGGGGGUGUUUUCGAUAACUGAGAUAGCAAGGUUCAGAAUGGUUGUGGUUGUUUUCACACCAGGUUUCGUGGAGUCCGAUGUAUUCCUCAAGGGACUGAUGAAUAUAAGGAGGAGCCAAAAGAUCAUGAAUACAAAAGUGUUGCCUGUAUUCUGUGGAGUGAGCGAGGAGCAGGUACGUGAGCAGUUGGAGGGUAUGGAUUUGAGAAGAUCAGAAUCGUGGCAUUUGGAUUUCGAUUUGGAAUCGAGAAAAGCCAAUACUGAAGCCGCGUUGCUUUUAGAUUCGAGAAAAGCCAUCGUUGAAGCUGCUUCCUCACAUGGCUACACUCUGUCUUCUGAUUUUGGGGAUAAAAUCAGUAACGGUAUUGCAGAUCAAUCAUGUCUACACAUGUUCCACAAUGUUAUGUUUGAGGAUCGUCCAUAUCAUCAAGUAGGGUUAUCGCUUCGUAUGAGAAAAUUGCUUGAUUUUUUGGGGUGGCAAUACAUUAUGAUGAAAGAUUUGUUCAUGGUCGAAAUUUGGGGCCCUGCAGGUAUUGGUAAAACUACAAUUGCCAAAGAAUUUUAUGAUAGAGUUGGUGGCAAUUUUGAAGGGAAGAUUUUCUUGCAAAAUCAAACCGAUAAGCAUCAAUUUAUAAAAGAUGUUAGGCAACAACUUUGUUCAGAUACUUCUGGAGUUGAAAUAGAGGCAAAUGAUGUCUUAUUGACAUGCAUGUCACCCCGUAAAAGAGUCCUAAUAAUAUUUGAUGAUGUAGAUGAUACUGAUGUUGAUGAUUAUAUUUGCCAUGUAUUGCGUAAAAGUAGAAAGUUGUUUGGUAAAGGGAGUUUGAUAUUCCUUAUAGCAAGACAGAUGUCUCCCUCUAUCGGCUUUGUUGACUCAUCGUAUGAAAUGAAAGUGUUAGACAGUCAUGAGUCUCUUAAGCUGUUCAGUUUGUACGCAUUUAAGAAAUUUCCUCCAGCGAAGGGUUUUGAGAAUCUUUCAAAGAAAGUCGUUUCUAAAUGUUUUGGCCUACCAUUGGUUCUUGAAAUAAUUGGCUCUCUUUUGCAUAAAAGGACAAUACCGGAGUGGAAAAUUGUAUUGAAUAAAUUAUUGGACAGUGCUACAUCAUAUCCUGGUCUAAUUACAACGAUGUGUAGACUUACUUAUGACUUUUUAACUGACCCAGAGAAAGAUUUAUUCUAUAACAUAGCUUAUAUUUAUGAGGACCAAAGUAAACAUGAUGUUACACAAUUGUUAAAAGGAUCGAGAUUUCCUUUGGAAAUAGGAAUGAAUGUACUCAUUGAGCGAAACCUUGUAAAGGUCGUGAAUGACAAGUUUUAUGUUCAUGAUUUAUUGCGGGAGGAAUGGGGAGCCUAUAGCUAUGGUAAAAGACAGAAGCUCAAAUAUAGCUAUGAUGUAUUUUUGAGUUUUAGAGGUGAAGAUACACGUAAAUCUUUUACUACUCAUCUUUGCACUGCUCUAAAGCAAGCAGGUAUUGAGGUCUACAUGGAUGAAGAACGAAUUGAAGGGGGAGAUAAUAUUUCUUCUUCGUUACUGGAAGCCAUUGAAAGUUCUAGAAUUUCAAUAAUUAUAUUCUCAAAAAAUUAUGCUGGUUCUAGUUGGUGCUUGCAAGAAUUACAAAAAAUCAUGGAGUGUUACAAAACAUCUUAUCAAGAGGUAUUGCCUAUCUUUUACGAUGUUCGGCCAUUUGAAGUUCGUAAACAACAAAAUGCUUUUGGAAAAACAUGGGAAAAACUUGUCAACAGAACAUCAAGCAGCAAAGUGAAUGAAUUGACAACCAAGAGAGCCCUUGCAGAGGCUGCCAACUUUUCUGGUUGGGACAUGCAAACCUACAGAACUGAAACCGAGUUGAUUGACCACGUUGUUGAAACUAUUACAAUGAAGUUAGGCGACAGCAAAUGCUUGUUUGUUGCUCACCAUCCUGUUGGAUUAAAGCCUCGUAUGCACGAUAUCAUCCAAUUGCUAAGAAGUAAAUCAAAUGAAGUUGUCAUAGUAGGGAUUUGGGGAAUGGGGGGAAUUGGCAAGACAACAAUUGCUAAAGCCAUCUACAAUGAAGUUGGUCAAAGGUUUGAGGGAAAGUGUUUCCUUGCAAAUGUUAGGGAAUUAUGGAAGCAAGAUAAUGGUCAAGCUUAUUUGCAAGAACAACUUCUUUCAAGCAUCUUAAAAGCAAGAAGGAAGACGCUACCAAAUAUAGAAAUGGGAAAAACUUUGCUCAAGGAAAUGCUUUGCAAGAAAAGAGCUUUUGUUGUACUUGAUGAUGUGAACAAUGAAGAUCAACUUAAAGCAUUAUGUGGAAGCCGAGAAUGGUUUGGCCAAGGUAGUAGAAUAAUUAUCACUACUAGAGAUGAACAUUUACUUAAGAUCCUUAAAGUGAUUCAUGUAUACAAUGUGAAAGAAAUGGACGACAAUGAAUCACUUGAGCUUUUUAGUUGGCAUGCAUUUAAGCAAGAGAUUCCAGAAAAGGAUUUUGCUACGCUUUCAAGAAGCAUAGUCUCUUACUCUGGAGGGUUGCCCCUUGCUCUUGAAAUUCUUGGCUCCUAUUUAUUUGAUAGAGAAGCAUUUAUUUGGAAAAGCGUUUUGGAGAAAUUACAAAAAAUUCCCAAUGAUCAAAUACAUGAAAAGCUAAAAAUAAGUUAUGAUGGUUUGAGUGACAAUAUGGAGAAAGAUAUAUUCCUUGACAUAAGUUGUUUCUUUGUUGGUAUGGAUAAAAGCUAUGCAACACAAAUAUUAAACGGUUGUGGACUUCAUGCAGAAAUUGGAAUUACUCGUCUAAUCGAGCUAAGCCUUGUAAAAGUUGGCAACAAAAAUAAGCUUGAUAUGCAUGACUUACUACGUGACAUGGGAAGGGAAAUCAUUCGUGUGCAAUCACCAGAGGAUCCUGAGAAGCGUACUAGAUUAUGGUUUUAUGAUGAUGUUGUUGAUGUGUUGAGAAAUAACAAUGGAACGAUGGCCAUCAAGGGAUUGGCUUUAAACAUGUCAAGGAACAAUUCAUUAUCCUUCAGUACGAAAGCAUUUAAGAAGAUGAAGAGACUUCGUUUGCUACAACUCGAUCAUGUACAACUUGCAGGAGACUAUGGUUAUCUAUCAACAGAACUGAGAUGGCUUCGAUGGCAUGGACUUCCCUUAAAAAACUUGCCAAUGGACUUAUGUCUAGAAAAGACAGUUGUCAUAGACUUAAAGUGGAGUAAUCUUACUGAAGUAUGGGAGAAAAGCCAGUUGCUGGAGUGGCUGAAAAUUCUCAAUUUGAGUCAUUCUUAUUACUUGAAAGAAACACCCAACUUUUCAAAGCUACCAUAUCUUGAAGAGUUAAUACUCAAAGAUUGUCCACGUUUGUCUGCAGUUCAUCAUUCCAUUGGUGAUCUUAAAUAUAUUAUUCUGUUAAAUUUAAAGGACUGCAAGAGCAUCAACCAUCUCCCUGUAGGCACAUAUAGCUUGAAAUCUUUGAAGACCCUUAAUCUUUCUGGCUGUUCAAAGAUUGAAAAGCUUGAAGAAGACAUGGAGCAAAUGGAAUCUUUGACAACAUUGGUGGCAAAUCGAACUGCUAUAGCACGAGUGCCCUUCUCAUUAGUAAAAUUGAAAAGCAUUAAAUAUGUGUCUUUGUGUGGCUAUGAAGGAUUAUCUCGUGAUGUAUUUCCAUCUCUUGUUUUGUCUUGGAUGUCACCAACCUGUUACUCAAAGUCCUUGUUCCGAGCAUCUCAGAUCAUGCCAUCUUUGAUCAGGUGUUUAUCACAUCCUUUAUUCACUAAAAGCAUUGAGAAAUUAGGAGCAAGACAAAGUACAUCUGGAGCUUAUUGUCAAAAAACUCCAAAAUUAGUUGAAUUUCCUGAGCAAGUUCACACAGAUAGGUCAACAGCAUGUAUGAGUUCUUUGACAAUGCACGUAGGUGGGUCCAACAAAGUUGUGGAUACACUUCUAAAGAGUAUUUCAAAGGGAUGGAGUGAUGGAGGGCUUGAAUAUUCUCUUCCGAGAGAUAAUUAUCCUAAUUGGCUAGUUUUAGAAAAUGAUGGGUUUUCAGUAUCAUUUAAAGCUCCCCAAGUUGCUGGUCAUUUCUUAAAAGGAAUGGUCCUCUACAUUACCUAUUCAUGUCUUCAAGAUAGCAUUGGAUCUGUGUAUCCUAUUGGUGUUGUUUUAAAGAAUUUCACAAAAGCUACCUUGAAUUUCUACAAGCGAGAUGCUACGUCUUUUUCUACUGAUGAAGAAUGGCAGAACAUAAUAUCUAAUUUGGAGCCUGGAAAUGAGGUGGAAGUUGAAGUUAAGUUUGCAAAUAAAUAUGUUGUGAAGAAGACUGCAAUCUAUCUUGUAUAUGAUGGAGAAGUUAACAAGCUGAGCAUCACUGAAUAAAGUUAAAGCAUAAACGAAAAGGGAUUCACACAAGCAAAAUGUAAGUAAAGAGUGAUAAGUCGAAGGCUUUCUGACUCCCGGGCUUUUCACUUUUUUGUUAUUUGUUGAGGAAAGCAAAGACAGACACAUCGUGUCUACCUCCAUCUCUGGUGACCCUUUGAAGUGGAUGAGUUGUAUGGAUAGCUUGUGACUAAGUGGUAUCAAUUUGGCUUGUGAGCUCAAACUGAAUGUUGACUCAGCCUUGGACUGUAGCUGUGGCAAGCGAGGAAUUGGCCUUUUGAUUGAUCCGUGAUAGUUCUGUUCUACUCCUUGUUAGCUCUUGAAUGCUGUCUAAGGGAUGCUUAUGGCUUCAUUUAAAGGUUCGCAUGUUGCUAUCAUCCGAGCAUAAAUUUCAUGGAGUCGUAACCUUUGCAUCAGGUGCUAGCUUUGAUUUCUUCAUUCAAGCUGAACGUUUAUCACUGCUUACACAUUGGUAAUGUGGAGCAUUCUUGCUCCUUUGUCUGUUCACUAUCUUGAGUUUGUUCGUUCAUGGCUUUGAUUAUAGUAUCUUGGUGGAUUAUGAUUGGAACUGGAAGUUCAAUUAUUAUCAUCCAGAAGAUCCUCUUCGCAGAAAGUUUGACUCUCUCUGUUGGCCAGAGUUUCUUUGUUCUGACAUUAUAUUCCUUCAUCUGAUGUUCCUAAAGAUAGUUUUUCUGGCUGGAGAAUUUAUGUCGAUGAGGAAGAUUUUUUUGGAAACCUUUUGUGACAGGCGUCCAUUUGAGAAGCUUCGCUUAUCCUUCUCCGAUCCAUGGUCUCUCCGCCAUUUGGACUUGCCGCCGUUGCCGGAGUAGAGGUGUGCCAUAGAUUUCUGUCAAAUUCCUAACUCCUGAUCUUCCUCCUUCGAUCCUGUUCUGAGUUGUAGAGAGGUCUAGAGGUCGAAACUCCUCUGCGUCUUCUCCAACCUUCGUUCACAGUUCAGACCACGGCCGUGUCAUUUUCUCUGCUGGAGUGCAUCGAAUCUUCUCAUUUUUCUUUUUGGUGCAGUGUCAAAGAUCUCUCUUCCUUCUUCUUAGCUCACGUCGUUACUGGCUGAACAAGAAAGGUUUGACCCUAAAGUUUAAAUUUGCACUUGGAAACAUGAAAGAGUUGUGUACAUGCCCAAAAUAAGCUGAUAAAAGUUAAAGGCAACAAAAAACACAAACCCUCUGAAGCUACGGAUCUCAACAAUGAAUGACAGAGUGCAAAUGACUACGGAUCUCAACCCUCUUGGUCUUGGACAAAAUCAGCUGUUUCUCGGGCUCCUUUUUGACUAGCUGCUCCUUUUCAAACAAAAUCAGUGCAAUAUGGCAGGGUGAUGACUUAGUUUUCGCAGAGUUUCUAAGAAUCCGUGAAUGUUAGAAGGGUUUCUGAGUUUCUUAGCAGCCACUCAAAAACCCUUCUUGCAGUACUGCCAAAACAUGUCCCUUGUGGUGGAACAAGGUAUCUCCACGUCAAGUUCAAUUGCAGCCUAUUGGAUACUAUCUUCACCUUUCCUUCCUUUCUUUGCCAGCGUAGGAAACUCAGUUCCUACGGGAACAUUCCUUUUGCUUCUUACUCUUUCGACUCUUCAUCGACUUCGAAUGAAUGAAGGUUGAGAAGCAGUUUUUCAUAUCAACUUACUGGUGCCCAAUUCCUGCAUGAAGACCUGAGGAGAGCUAUCGUGUUCAUUGUUUUUCCUUUUAUGUCUGCUGCUCUUAUUGCAUUUGUACUUGUUUUUAAUUUCAAACCUUUGGUUUUUGAUUGAUUCGUUACUUUUGUAUA